Molecule: messenger RNA, 1837 nt
Organism: Musa acuminata subsp. malaccensis (wild Malaysian banana)
Lineage: Eukaryota; Viridiplantae; Streptophyta; Magnoliopsida; Zingiberales; Musaceae
Source: RefSeq, a predicted model, not a curated record
UAAAAGAAAAGAAAUAGAAGCUCGGUUGGACUGCGAAAGGGGACCCAAAGGCCGCAGCUUUGCUCUCCGAUCCCGUUCCCGUGCCCAUGGGGCUCUUGGCCGAGACGCCCCUCUUCGUCGACACCAACCUCGGCACUCGCUUCGCCUUAUCUGUCCCUGAUAACAUCACGGCCGGUGAUCUGAAACGUAAACUCAAGUGUGAGCACAACUCUUGUUUCCCAGCCCUCGGAAAAAUUGUUGUCCAUUCUCUCAUGGUAAAACAAAAAUCUUUUCUCUAUCAUAUCCCAGACUCAAUGCCAAUAAAGGAAGCCUGUCAAGGAUUUCGCAGCACUUGGUUUCUUCGAAUGGAUGCUACUAGGUUGACAGACGUAUCCAUGCACCAAGCAUCAAUACCUUCCUCGAUGAACCAAUUCAGAAGACGAGAUUCUCCUUAUCUGGAAGAAACUGUCACGCCAAAUUCCUACAAGUUACCAGCUUCAAGCAACUCAAAUUGUUGCACACCUGGGGGCCGAUUCGUAUGCACUGAAGUUGACAUGGAUCACAUAUUAGAAGGGUCCAUUUCCAACAUGAUUGAUUGUAGCAAUGCUUCAAAGGCAGUGGAUUUUACCAUAUCUACAGUUACAGCUACAAAUAUGAUAAAUCAGGCAGGUAAUAUUGUGCGAGAUUGCUCGACAUGGGACGAAAGAGAAGUUGAUGUGCCUUCCUUGCCACUUAUAAGCCAGAAGAGUCUGUCGAAGAGGAGGAAAUUGGAACAUGGCAUUCAAGGGAAUGUUGUUGGAAAAGAAGCUGUAAUCAGCAAUAAAACCAGAAAAUCUGGAGUUGGUUCUAGUUUGGAUUCUGGGAAAGAGGUUAGAAAAGAUAAUACUGCUCCAAAUGCAACUCAAAAGGACAAAGCUUGGGUAUCAGAAGGGCCAUCAGAAAAAGAGCAACACAAGAAUUCUUUAUCAAUGGAAGAAACUCCCAGCAUGAAUUUGUCAGAGAAAAUAUCUGUUACCGGUCUUAUUUCAAGAUACUUCUCUAACCAAGAAGAGGCGAGCACGUGCAGUAAUCUGCACAAAAAUGUGAUGGACACUCAGAGUGUAACCGUGCAACCCACCAGUAUGCUGAAUACCCAAGAAUUUCAUCUAAAUGAAGCAACUGGUUUUGCAAUGAAAGAUGUGCAAAGUUCGGCAGACGAUAAAAGCUCAAAUGAAGGUGAAUCAGACUGUAAUACGGCUUGUUCCUUCAAUAUCAACAAAGAAACAAAGCAUGUUUGUCUCACGAGCAAUAAUGUCAGAAAAAUUGCCAAGAGCAAACCAACUACUUCUGAAGGUAAGGGACAACCAAGUGCUAUCAUUUCGAGUGCAAAGAAGGAUCCUCGUGUAGCUGAAAGCAGAUGCUACGAGGCAGGCAACACUACAUCAUGCGGAAACAAAUCUCUGAUAUCGAGCAGUCAAGUCAAUAGGAAAUUGGUUCAUGCUAGGCCUCGUCGCACAUCGACUUUUUCUUCUCUUUCAUCACCAAUCAGCAAGCGUAAGAGAAUUUUAAGCAGCAAUGACAAAAAUGAAGUCGGGAAGCGACUCGUCCAAGCAGCAAACAAGAUUUAUUCCUCUGUUAGUGCUGAAAAGUUGCCACAAUCCAGUGCUUCACAAUGUGCAUCCUAUAUUUGUCCAUCCAAUGGAUAAAAGGAAAUGUUCAUGCUUGCAUUCAAACUUCAAGUGUCAUUCAUCAUUCACAGUGCAAGUGGCCAUCCUGAGAAAAUACUUCUUCAAGAGCUUACCAAUUUCAAGAUGUCAAGAGUUUAGGUUCUUUUGCAGAAAAUACAGUGCUGAGAAGCUACAAAACAUCAUCUGCGGUU